UCUCGGUCCUGUAGCCAAGGGGUCAGGAGCGUCUUGGGGAGUCUUGCUGCUGGUCUAGGUUUUUACUCAGCUAUCACCAUGUCUUCCCUCCUUGAUAUGUCCGAGUUUGGAGAGGCAGCGGACUACCUGCGGAAGAGCGACAAUGAGCUUAUGAAGCUGCAGACCAUGCCGUUCGAUGGUAAGAAAAAAGCCUGGAUUCCGGAUGACAAGGAAGCCUACAUUGAGGUGGAAAUCAAGGAUUCCUCUGGUGGCAAAGUCACCGUGGAAACAAAAGAUAAAAGGGUUCUCACUGUUAAGGAGGAUGACAUUCAACAAAUGAAUCCCCCAAAAUUUGAUAUGAUAGAAGAUAUGGCCAUGCUAACCCACCUCAACGAAGCGUCGGUCCUCUCCAACCUGAGACGCCGCUACGCCAACUGGAUGAUCUACACUUACUCCGGGCUCUUCUGUGUGACCGUGAACCCCUACAAAUGGCUUCCCGUGUACACGGCCACCGUUGUGGCUGCCUACAGAGGCAAGAGACGUUCAGAAGCUCCACCUCACAUCUACUCCAUCGCCGAUAAUGCAUACCAUGAUAUGGUGCGCGAUCGAGAAAACCAAUCCAUGCUUAUCACCGGAGAAUCCGGCGCAGGCAAAACUGUUAACACGAAACGUGUAAUUCAGUACUUUGCCAUAGUGGCGGCCCUUGGGGAAGGGUUCGGGAAGAAGAGCCAAGGUCCGGCUACAAAGACUGGGGGAACCCUAGAAGAUCAAAUCAUUGAAGCAAAUCCAGCAAUGGAGUCCUUCGGCAACGCUAAGACCCUCCGGAAUGAUAACUCCUCGCGUUUCGGAAAGUUCAUCCGAAUACAUUUUGGAACGACGGGAAAGCUGUCUUCUGCAGACAUUGACAUCUAUCUUCUGGAAAAAUCAAGAGUGAUUUUCCAGCAGCCCGGGGAGAGGAGCUACCACAUCUACUACCAGAUUCUGUCUGGCAAGAAGCCUGAACUCCAAGACAUGCUUCUACUCUCCACCAAUCCGUACGACUACCACUUCUGUUCCCAAGGUGUGACAACAGUGGACAACCUGGAUGAUGGGGAAGAGCUCAUGGCCACCGAUCACGCCAUGGACAUCCUGGGCUUCAGUCAGGAGGAGAAGACGGGCAGCUAUAAAAUAGUCGGCGCCGUCAUGCAUUUCGGGAACAUGAAGUUCAAGCAGAAGCAGAGAGAGGAGCAGGCUGAAGCCGACGGCACUGAAAGCGCUGACAAGGCGGCCUAUCUAAUGGGAAUCAGUUCAGCCGAUCUCAUUAAAGGUUUGCUCCAUCCCAGGGUGAAGGUUGGGAACGAAUAUGUGACCAAAGGGCAAAAUGUAGAGCAGGUGGUGUUCGCUGUCGGUGCCCUGGCCAAAGCUACGUAUGAUCGCAUGUUCAAGUGGCUUGUCAGUCGAAUUAACAGGACGCUGGACACCAAACUGGCCAGGCAGUUCUUCAUAGGAGUCCUGGACAUCGCCGGCUUCGAAAUAUUCGAGUACAACAGCUUCGAGCAGCUCUGCAUCAACUUCACCAACGAGAAACUGCAACAGUUCUUCAACCAUCACAUGUUUGUCCUGGAACAAGAAGAGUACAAGAAAGAGGGCAUUGAGUGGGUGUUUAUCGACUUUGGCCUGGAUCUCCAGGCCUGCAUUGACCUCAUAGAAAAGCCGUUAGGCAUCCUUUCCAUCCUGGAAGAAGAAUGUAUGUUCCCAAAGGCUUCAGACAUGUCCUUCAAAGCAAAGCUUUAUGAUAAUCACCUUGGAAAGUCUCCCAACUUCCAGAAGCCAAAAGUGGAUAAGAAACGCCGAUACGAGCCUCACUUUGAACUGGUCCAUUAUGCCGGAGUGGUACCUUAUAACAUUAUGGGAUGGUUAGACAAAAACAAAGACCCGCUGAAUGAGACUGUGGUAACCGUCUUCCAGAAGUCUUCAAACAAACUGCUGGCCAGUCUGUAUGAAAAAUACGUUGGGUCCUACUCAGACGAACACAAAACUGGAGUGAAAGAAAAACGCAAGAAGGCGGCUUCAUUCCAGACUGUAUCUCAGCUUCACAAGGAAAAUCUGAAUAAGCUGAUGACCAACCUCAAAUCCACACAGCCCCACUUUGUGAGAUGCUUAAUCCCGAAUGAGACCAAAACACCGGGUGCUAUGGAUCCAUUCAUGGUCCUUCACCAACUGAGAUGUAAUGGUGUCCUAGAAGGUAUAAGAAUUUGCAGAAAAGGAUAUCCCAACAGGCUUCUGUACGCCGAGUUCAAACAACGGUAUCGAAUCUUAAACCCAAAUUCAAUCCCAGAUGAUAAGUUUGUUGAUAGCAGGAAAGCAACUGAGAAAUUGCUGGGCACGUUGGACAUUGACCACACGCAGUACAAAUUUGGACACACUAAGGUCUUUUUUAAGGCCGGGCUGCUUGGUCAGUUGGAAGAAAUGCGAGAUGAACGCCUGGCCAAGAUUAUCACCAUGCUGCAGGCCAGAAGCCGAGGGAGACUGAUGAGGAUCGAGUAUCAGAAAAUAAUUGCAAGGAGGGAUUCCCUUUUGGUCAUCCAGUGGAACAUCCGAGCUUUUAAUGCUGUCAAGAACUGGUCGUGGAUGAAGCUCUUCUUCAAAAUCAAGCCGCUGUUGAAGUCUGCACAGACCGAGAAGGAAAUGGCCAACAUGAAAGAAGAGUUCUUGAAGUUAAAGGAGGCUUUGGAAAAAUCUGAAGCCAAGAGGAAAGAACUAGAAGAGAAGCAGGUCACUUUGAUCCAAGAGAAGAACGACCUUGGUCUGCAGCUUCAAGCUGAACAAGACAAUCUCGCGGAUGCCGAAGAACGUUGUGAUUUGCUGAUCAAAACCAAGAUUCAGCUGGAGGCCAAACUCAAAGAGCUGGCGGAAAGAGUGGAGGACGAGGAGGAAAUGAAUUCUGACUUGACUUCCAAGAAGCGCAAGUUGGAGGAUGAGUGUGCCGAGCUGAAGAAGGAUAUCGAUGACCUGGAGAUCACUCUGGCCAAAGUAGAGAAGGAGAAGCACGCAACGGAAAACAAGGUGAAAAACCUUGUAGAGGAGAUGGCUGCACUAGACGAGAUUAUUGCCAGGCUGACCAAAGAGAAGAAGGCCCUGCAGGAAGCCCACCAGCAAGCUUUGGACGACCUGCAAGCUGAAGAGGACAAAGUCAACACGCUUACCAAGGCCAAAGCUAAACUAGAGCAGCAAGUGGACGAUCUUGAAGGAUCCCUGGAGCAGGAGAAAAAGCUGAGGAUGGACCUGGAGCGAGCAAAACGUAAGCUGGAAGGGGAUCUCAAACUUACCCAGGAGUCUGUUAUGGAUCUUGAGAACGACAAGCAACAAUUAGAUGAAAAACUGAAGAAGAAGGAUUUUGAGAUGAGCCAACUGAACUCGAGGAUUGAAGAUGAACAGAUGAUGUGUGCGCAGCUCCAAAAGAAGAUUAAGGAGCUGCAGGCACGUAUUGAAGAACUAGAAGAAGAGCUGGAGGCCGAGCGAGCUACCCGCGCCAAGGUGGAGAAGCAACGCUCUGAAGUAUCAAAGGAGUUGGAGGAGCUGAGCGAGAGGCUGGAGGAGGCUGGCGGUGCCACCUCGGUGCAGAUCGAGAUGAACAAGAAACGUGAGGCAGAGUUCUUGAAGAUGCGCAGGGACCUGGAAGAGGCCACCCUGCACCACGAAGCCACUGCGGCCGCCCUCCGCAAAAAGCACGCCGAUACGGUGGCCGAGCUCGGAGAGCAGAUCGACAGCCUUCAGCGGGUCAAGCAGAAGCUGGAGAAAGAGAAGAGCGAAUUAAAGAUGGAGCUUGAUGACUUCUCUUCCAAUAUUGAACAACUAUUGAAAAAUAAGGGUAAUGCAGAAAAACUUUGCCGCACGUAUGAAGAUCAACUGAGUGAAGCAAAGAGCAAGGUGGAUGAACUACAGCGUCAGCUGGCGGAUCUUUCACUCCACCGAGCGAGACUCCAGACUGAGAACGGCGAAUUAUCGCGACUCUUGGAGGAAAAGGAAUCCCUUGUGAACCAGCUGAGUCGAGGCAAAGCAUCCUUUACCCAGACUAUUGAAGAACUAAAGAGACAGCUUGAAGAAGAGACCAAGUCAAAAAAUGCAUUGGCCCAUGCGUUACAAGCCUCCCGCCAUGACUGCGACCUCAUGAGGGAGCAAUACGAAGAAGAACAGGAAGCCAAAGCAGAGUUGCAAAGAUCUCUGUCCAAAGCAAAUGCCGAGGUGGCUCAGUGGAGGAACAAAUAUGAGACCGAUGCCAUUCAGAGGACCGAAGAGCUGGAAGAUGCCAAGAAGAAGCUGGCAGCUCGGCUUCAGGAUGCGGAAGAGGCCGUGGAAGCUGCCAAUGCCAAAUGUUCCUCUCUGGAGAAGACCAAGCACCGACUGCAGACCGAGAUUGAGGAUCUGGUUAUUGACCUGGAAAGAGCCAACUCGGCUGCUGCUGCGCUGGACAAGAAGCAAAGGAACUUCGACCGGAUCCUUGCAGAAUGGAAGCAAAAGUACGAGGAGACUCAGGCAGAGCUGGAAGCCUCACAGAAGGAGUCCCGUAGCCUUAGCACGGAGUUAUUCAAACUGAAGAACGCUUACGAGGAAUCUCUGGAUAACUUAGAGACGAUGAAACGGGAAAACAAGAACUUACAAGAGGAAAUUGCCGAUCUUACCGAUCAAAUCAGUACUAAUGGCAAAAUGAUUCACGAGCUGGAAAAGGUCAAGAAGACUCUGGAGAGUGAAAAGAGCGACAUCCAGGCAGCUCUGGAGGAGGCCGAGGGUGCCCUGGAGCACGAAGAAAGUAAGACUCUGAGAAUCCAGCUAGAGCUCUCGCAGAUCAAAGCCGACGUGGACAGAAAGCUGGCCGAGAAAGAUGAGGAGAUCGAGAACCUCAGGCGCAACCACCAGAGAGCCAUGGAAUCCAUGCAGGCGAGUCUGGACGCAGAAGCCAAAGCUAGGAACGAAGCCAUUCGUCUCAAGAAGAAGAUGGAAGGCGAUCUGAACGAGAUGGAGAUCCAGCUGAAUCACGCGAACCGGCAGGCUGCCGAGUCCCAGAAAAUGGUCCGUCAUCUGCAGUCUCAGAUCAAGGAUUUGCAGAUUGAGUUGGACGAUACUCUUCGCCACAACGACGACCUGAAAGAGCAGGCGGCAGCGCUCGAGAGACGGAAUAACCUGCUGCUGGCCGAGGUGGAGGAGCUACGGGCCGCGCUGGAGCAGGCAGAGCGAGGAAGGAAACUGGCGGAGCAGGAACUACUGGAGGCCACAGAGAGAGUCAACCUUCUCCACUCGCAGAAUACCGGUCUCAUAAACCAGAAAAAGAAACUGGAUGCAGACAUCUCUCAGCUCACCACAGAGGUGGAAGAAGCCGUCCAAGAAUGCCGCAAUGCAGAAGAGAAAGCGAAGAAAGCCAUCACUGAUGCAGCAAUGAUGGCAGAAGAACUGAAGAAAGAGCAGGACACCAGUGCCCACCUUGAGAGAAUGAAGAAGAACAUGGAGCAGACCAUCAAAGACCUACAGAUGCGUCUGGAUGAAGCCGAGCAAAUUGCACUCAAAGGAGGAAAGAAGCAGAUCCAGAAAUUGGAAGCUAAGGUGAGGGAGCUGGAAGGAGAACUCGAGAUCGAGCAGAAGAAAAAUGCAGAAACCCAGAAGGGAAUUCGAAAAUACGAGAGAAGAAUCAAGGAACUCACCUACCAGACAGAAGAAGAUCGUAAGAAUUUGGCACGCAUGCAAGAUCUCAUCGAUAAACUACAGAUGAAAGUGAAGAGCUACAAGAGGCAGUCAGAAGAGGCGGAGACCCAAGCCAACUCGAAUCUAGUAAAGUACAGAAAGGUCCAACACGAGCUGGACGAUGCAGAAGAACGGGCUGAUGUGGCAGAGACACAGGUCAACAAACUGCGUGCGCGAACCCGCGAGGUGGUGUCUACCAAGGUCAGACUCGAACCUCUCCAACACUUCGGGUGAUAAAGCAUGAAGAACGAUGAAGCUGAAAUCUCGUCCGUCAACCCCACCAGCAGCUGCAACAGCUGUGACUUUACCAGAUCCCAUUCCCUCCUGUAAUCCCAACCGAUAACCCACCCCUUGUGAGCAAAUAAAAGCGAGACAGAAAA
Molecule: messenger RNA, 6074 nt
Organism: Spea bombifrons (plains spadefoot toad)
Lineage: Eukaryota; Metazoa; Chordata; Amphibia; Anura; Pelobatidae
Gene: MYH7B
Product: myosin heavy chain 7B
Exons: 43
Coding region: 79-5928 (1949 amino acids)
Cellular component (GO): myosin complex
Molecular function (GO): ATP binding; cytoskeletal motor activity; actin filament binding
Source: RefSeq, a predicted model, not a curated record